CAUAUUUUGUAUUUAUUUUGGGAGUACACAGUUCUCUCCUGGGGAAACAAAUAAACAAAACAAAACUUAUCGCUUUGAAUACGUUGCCUUCAUUCCCGUUAUCUUAUCACUGCCGGCGAAACCAGAGGUGAAUCAGUCGUGUGGUUGUGGUGCUACAGUUUGGUAAUAUGAAAACGAUUGCGGCAGCUUUGCCGCUGCUGUUGCUUUUGCUUACGUGCAGCCAGUGGCAGCAGUCGAAUGCAGCUCGAAUUUUGUGCAUUGUUGGCACACCGGUGCAUAAUAAUCCUGGCUGGGCGCUGCCCUUCUUUCAAACGCUCGCUGGCCGCGGCCACGAGCUGACAGUCAUUAGCACACACAUCGAUGCUGAGAUGCCGGGCAUACAGAUCGUGCCAUUGACCAACGAAUACGAUGUGGUUAAGAAGCAUUAUGCAAACGCUAUGGGUCACUACCAGAGCUAUUGGGAUAUUAAGCAGCUGCUCAUUUGGUAUGAGGCGCUGCUUGGUACCUGCCGCUCCACGUUUGAGACACAUUUUUUCAAAAAGUUCAGCAUUCCGGACGUGAACUUUGAUUUGCUUAUUUAUGACGCCACCUAUUCUUUGGAAUGUCUGCUUACGAAGCUGCCGCAGCUUCGAUCUGUGCCCGUAAUAGCUCUGAGCGGUGGUAAGCUGACGACAGACUUAGCUCAGUUAGUUGAAGCAGAGAACACAAUCAGUGCUGCAACCAUUCCGCAUUUCACCAGUCGUCUACCUCUUGAAAUGAAUUACUGGCACCGCCUACAGAACCACGUCAUGUACCUGGCCGAGCAAUUCAUUCAGUGGUCUGUUGUGCAACCCGUUUUAAACGGCAUGCUGGGCAAAGGGUACUAUAAUCCCGAGGUGCAGGUGGUGCUACUUAACACGCAUCCAAUUCUGGAUUAUGUGCAAAAUAUGCCACCGAACGUAAUAGAGGUGGGUGGCUUGCAUAUUCGGGCCGAGUCGGAACCAUUGCCUUUUAGCACGCAGGAUUUUAUUGAUCGCUUUUCUGAGGGUGUCGUCUUCAUAAAUCUGCCUUAUAUUGAGCUGAUGUAUGGCAAGGGCAUACAGGCGAUUGAAUUCAUGAUUAGGGAGUAUGGUCAGUUCGGGUUUCUUUGGAAUGUGAACAAUGUAAAAGAUUUACACCUAUCGGAGAACUACUACAAUUUGAGAGCCAUCAAUGUGGUGGAAAAUAUGCAGCAGAACAUUUUGGCUCAGUCCAAUGUAAAAGUAUUUUUCACCCAUGGAGAUAGCUUUAGUAUUCAGGAAGCUAUCUACAAUGCAGUUCCAAUUAUUGUGUUGCCACUGCUAAUGGACCAAAUCAACAACGCCAAACGCUUGGAGGAACGUCAUUUGGGAGUUGAAGUCUCACCAAGCAACUUUGAAGUGAAUAGCUUCUCCGCAGCUCUCAAGCAAUUGGUACGUGAAGAUUCUUAUUUGGAUGCAGUGCAGCAAGCGCAACUUAGUUUUCGCACACGCCAAGUGAAACCCGUGGAUUUAGCUGUUUGGUAUGCGGAGCAAUUGGUUAGCCAACCCAACCUUUUCAAGCAUUUGUCCAACCCCACGUCUUCUGGAAAGUUUUACCUUGUUAGAAAAUCUAUGGAAAUUUUAAUUCUACCUCUACUUCUUAUUCUCAUAUUUUUUUGCAACUUUAUGCUUCUGAUUUGGCAAAGCUUAAGUCAAAAGAAAAAGAUGAAACGCAUUAAGGACAAAAAGGGAAAAACCAAACAGCAGUCGGAUAAUAAAGAAGAUUAGUUUUAGUUUAGCGAUUCAAAUUAAAGGUGCUUUAAUAUCCAGACAAGCUGUUAGCUAUUCAAAAAUGACAAAAGUAUUAAAAUAUU
Drosophila hydei is the source of this 1852-nucleotide messenger RNA. RefSeq names its product UDP-glucuronosyltransferase 1-8 (gene Ugt305A1). The transcript has 4 exons. Gene Ontology annotation, molecular function: UDP-glycosyltransferase activity. Lineage: Eukaryota; Metazoa; Arthropoda; Insecta; Diptera; Drosophilidae. Bases 168 to 1766 code for a protein of 532 amino acids. The record is from RefSeq and is a predicted model, not a curated record.